ACAGUUUCUCCCAUUCCCAAAAUAUUGAACGCGACGUGACGGCUCGAAAAUGAAGCUAUUUUGCGUUGUUUUGGUUGUUUACGUGGUGGCUUUGACAUUGUUCGGCGUGGACGGACGUGGUGGCGGUGGCGGUGGCUCCACAAAGGGCUUGGAGGAGCCCGUGCGCCUCUUUGUCAGGACACGGCGCCAUGUUCACACUCAUAAAAAGGGACUUGAGAGCGCAUCGGCUUAUGUCAACAACGAGCAACCGCCACCACCCCCACCACAUUUGAGACCCCGUCGUAAUACCAUUAACUUGAACAACGAACCAACGCAGGUGACUAACGAAGAACCACCACCACAUACCAGGCAACGCCGCCAGAUGCCAUCGCCACCUGAGGGAAUGCCAGCACCGCCUGAUGGAGUGCCAGCACCACCCGCGGGUAUGCCAGCACCACCAGCUUAAGGAUAAGGAAUAGCUAAAUAUUAUUUACAUACAUAUAUCAUAUAGUAAGGCGCUUGCGUAGGGGUUAGGGAACCACGGCAACAAUAAGGAAUUAGCCAUAAAAUAAAAUAUGUUUCAAGCAUUCCAAAAAAA
Molecule: messenger RNA, 577 nt
Organism: Drosophila novamexicana
Lineage: Eukaryota; Metazoa; Arthropoda; Insecta; Diptera; Drosophilidae
Product: wiskott-Aldrich syndrome protein homolog 1
Exons: 5
Coding region: 50-445 (131 amino acids)
Source: RefSeq, a predicted model, not a curated record